Liolophura sinensis is the source of this 6820-nucleotide messenger RNA. RefSeq names its product forkhead box protein K1-like. The record is from RefSeq and is a predicted model, not a curated record. Gene Ontology annotation, molecular function: protein binding; DNA-binding transcription factor activity, RNA polymerase II-specific; RNA polymerase II cis-regulatory region sequence-specific DNA binding. Gene Ontology annotation, biological process: regulation of transcription by RNA polymerase II. NCBI's taxonomy places the organism in Eukaryota, Metazoa, Mollusca, Polyplacophora, Chitonida, Chitonidae.
GUGGAAGACACCUUACCAUGUCGGCCUUUCAAAACCCAGCGGAUAUCAACGACGCACAGGCUUUGUUGGCUCUUAAAUCAGCGCCAGCGAGUCCAGCAAAUGUCAGUGUUAGUGCAGAACCUAAAGGAACGGCCAUUGCACGACUGGAAGGGCGAGACUUCAAGUACAUGAUGCGACAGACCCGCGUCACAAUCGGUCGAAAUAGCAGCAAAGGCGAUGUAGAUAUCAACAUGGGUCAUUCGAGUUUCAUUUCCCGAGUACAUCUGGAGGUUCAGUUUGAUCAUCCAAAUUUCUUUCUGAAAUGUAAUGGGAAGAAUGGUGUGUUUGUUGACGGAACAUUUCAGCGGAAAGGGGCGCCCCCUUUACAGCUGCCACGAUCGUGUAUAGUGCGCUUUCCCAGCACAAACAUCAAGAUCAAGUUUGACUCACUAAUAGAAGAGUGGAAGCCUGCCCCUCCCCCACCAGCCCCUGUAUCACCCAAGAGGAAACCUGUCCAUGUCACCCCCUUGGAGAUUAACAUCCCCAAGAAUGAGGUUUCCUUCAGCAGUCCAUGCCCUUCUCCCACAGGAACUAUUAGUGCUGCCAACUCUUGUCCGACAAGUCCUCGGGGUGGGAUGACCAGAUCAAACUUGGUGCCCGAUCUUCAGAUGGCGGCGAUGUACGCUGCAGCGGCCCACAAGAGGGAUGAGAAGGACUCCCCUGCAUCGGGCAACCCCGACCAGCCAAAAGACGAGUCUAAACCUCCAUAUUCAUACGCACAGCUGAUGGUACAGGCCAUCAUGUCUGCUACAGACAAGCAACUGACACUUAGUGGCAUCUAUGCUUAUAUAACCAAAAACUACCCAUACUACAGAACGGCUGACAAGGGCUGGCAGAACUCAAUCCGGCACAACCUGUCACUAAAUCGUUAUUUCAUCAAAGUCCCCCGAUCACAGGAGGAGCCUGGGAAGGGUUCCUUUUGGAGGAUCGACCCAGCGUCAGAAGCUAAACUUUCAGAACAGGCAUUCAGAAGGCGGCGACAGAGAGGGGUACCCUGCUUCAGGACACCCUUUGGGGGACUAUCCACAAGGUCAGCUCCCGCCAGCCCCAGUCAUGUGAUGGGUACAUUCACCCCCGAUUGUCUCUCCCGAGAAGGAAGUCCCAUACCUGAGAGUGCGGCAGAAGGGGAAACUUCACAGGGCAACAAGUCCGCUCCGGUGAUAACGACCGCACCUCAUCUGCACUCUGACCCCCGUUUCAGCCAAUCAGCACCGGGAUCACCAUCAGGCUCCAGAGUAAUCUCCCCUUUGACUGUGACCUCUGUGAAGCCUCUGGGAGGCGUGGGUUCCCCAGCCCUCCAUCACAUGCCCACAGUGAUCACAAAGCCCAAAAUGAUCAUGUCUCAGCCUGCCCAGGUACUUCUAAAUGGCCCCGGCUUAGCAGCACCUGUCACUAAUGGAACUCACGCCGAAGGCAAGAAAGAGGUCACCAGUAGUACAUCAGAUCACAAGCCCCAGCACACACUCCUAACCAGUGCCUUGGGUCAACCCAUCAUGACGGGGAAGUCAGUGACCAUCUCACAUGUAGUCUCUAACCUGGCUAUGUCAGGAAACGCAGGGGUGAAGGGAACAGCUUUGCCUCAGGUAGUGAGCACCCCAGGAGGCCAAACCAUGGUUCAGCUGAUUCAGCCUGUCUCCCUGGCCCAGGUCACAGCCACCAAUCAGCUGACGUCACAGUCAGGCAUGGCGACUGCUGUGAUAUCCACAGUUGGAUCUGUUGUCCCAACAGAGGGCCGGGUCCUACAGACAACUACACCUAUGACUGCCAACAUGCUUCCCGCCAACCUAAGCCCCUUCCCCGUCUCUCUGGUACAGGUCAAGCGGUCAGCAAGUCCCGCCAAUCUGCAGAAACCUGAUGCAGGCGAGUCCGACGCCAAGCGUAUCAAAACAGAGGCAGCAGAAUGAGUGGGUCAAUGCUGAGGUCAGUGAGCCGUGAUGUGUGCUGGCCGACCUAGUCUGUCUUCACCUGGUCAGCAGUCAGCGGACUUAUGUAGAGAUGAUUUCCUUCCUGGCCGCUGGGCUGACCUGUAGAGCCUGUUAUUGCAGCCCCUCUUAGCUGGCUUCAUCAAAUCCCUAGUGCUUCAACCCUGUCCCCCAGUGUGUGCUGUCCGGGGGAACCCUGGGGCCAGCCUGGGCUGUGUUAGUGGGACUUGGAGACCCCAGUGAUUUUUAAUGUGAACAACACUUACAUGAUGGACAAAUGUAGCAUUGGAAGUGUGGAGUGAAAUGGUCGACUCACGCAGAUUGGUACACAUAUUUAAUCGGGUCUCAUUCCAUAGACUUGUCACUACAAGGGUUCUUUCAUGUGUUUUUUUAUGUUCAUUGUGUGUGAAAAUUGAUUGGACUUGACAACAAGGGUUGGGGGUCAGAUUAUUUGCAUCUGUUUACAGAAAUCAAAAUGAAGUGAACUCUCCAACGGGCAAAAAGACACUUGGAUCAUCUGUAGAGCUAUGUACUGUAUACAGAAAUCCGAGAACAAAUUUAUUGCCCUUUGCCAUACUCUACAAUAAGUGUUCUCUGACCUCCUGAUGCCUAUGAUUUCAUGCCGCUUAGCACAUCAUCAAGUUAGUUUACUCCAAGUACAGAUAAUCCAUUCCCCAGCUUGCAGUGCUUAAAGCAUAAACUUAGAAAGCCAAUUGUUUAUUCAGGCUCCAACAGGGAGUAGCAGUAAAUGUUGGGUGUUGUAAAUAGACUCCUGAUUUGCUUUCCUACACAUAUGAGACUUGUCAAUUCAACAGAUUUGCGCCUCACAUAGUGUAUGUCAAGAAAGUUUUUUUUUCAGUUGUAAUUUAUCAACACGAUUAAUUAGUAUACUGUCAUAAUCUCUCAUUCAAAGCAUCAUUUAAUCUGAAUUAGACAGACCCCCUGCCUUCUAUCCACCUCCUGUCAGAUGAAUCUGUUGUGAUGUGCCAAGUACAGUAAAUGAGCUAAGAUAUCUGUCCGUCAUGCCAUACCCCAUUCUACCCAGUCUAAACCUACUCAGUGUUUCUAUCCCACCCUCUUCCCUGGUGUAUCCAGUAUCUGUCCGUCAUGUUCUACCCAGUCUAAACCUAUUCAGUGUUUCUAUCCCACCCUCUUCCCUGGUGUAUCCAGUAUCUGUCCAUCAUGUUCUACCCCAUUCUACCCAGUCUAAACCUAUUCAGUGUUCCUAUCCCACCCUCUUCCCUGGUGUAUCCAGUAUCUGUCCGUCAUGCCAUACCCCAUUCUACCCAGUCUAAACCUACUCAAUGUUUCUAUCCCACCCUCUUCCCUGGUGUAUCCAGUAUCUGUCCGUCAUGUUCUACCCAGUCUAAACCUAUUCAGUGUUUCUAUCCCACCCUCUUCCCUGGUGUAUCCAGUAUCUGUCCGUCAUGUUCUACCCCAUUCUACCCAGUCUAAACCUAUUCAGUGUUCCUAUCCCACCCUCUUCCCUGGUGUAUCCAGUAUCUGUCCGUCAUGUUCUACCCCAUUCUACCCAGUCUAAACCUAUUCAGUGUUCCUAUCCCACCCUCUUCCCUUGUGUAUCCAGUAUCUGUCCAUCAUGUUCUACCCCAUUCUACCCAGUCUAAACCUAUUCAGUGUUCCUAUCCCACCCUCUUCCCUGGUGUAUCCAGUAUCUGUCCGUCAUGUUCUACCCCAUUCUACCCAGUCUAAACCUAUUCAGUGUUUCUAUCCCACCCUCUUCCUUGGUGUAUCCAGUAUCUGUCCGUCAUGUUCUACCCCAUUCUACCCAGUCUAAACCUAUUCAGUGUUCCUAUCCCACCCUCUUCCCUGGUGUAUCCAAUAUCUGGCCUUCAUAUUCUACCCCAUUCUACCCAGUCUAAACCUAUUCAGUGUUCCUAUCCCACCCUCUUCCCUUGUGUAUCCAAUAUCUGGCCUUCAACUUUUAUCAUACAUGAAUAAUAGAUCUUUGCAUACACUGGCAGACGUUUGUAGUAAGAUGAUGUAAUUGUGGUGAAUUAAGGAAAACUCAAAGAAAAUGAAGUUGUUCACAAUUGUAAAUAUUUUUAUGUAUAUCAAAUCCUGCAUAUCGUGAGUUAUUUGAUUUCAAACAAUGCUUUUUAGGCAGCAUUGUACACAUUUACAGUGCAUGCAUAUUGUGUGUGUGUGUUGUUGACAGUGCUUAUAGACUUUAUGUAGUUUGGAAAAGCCAUAUACAAGUGAUGUAUAUUUUAUGCCAUUUGCACCAAAUGUGCAUCCAUGUUAUAUCUGCCAGUGGCAGGUUACAGUUCAUGUGUAUUGAAUGGCAUUUGUUGUGUAUAUGCAAUGUGGGAAUGCCUUGUGAGAUACUGCAUAGGUGUUCUAUGCAGUACAAGUACACUAUUUGAUGUCAUUUACUGUGCAUGUACACUGUAUCGGGAUGCCAUUUGUUAUGUACAUGUACUGUGUGGGGAUACUUUUUGUUAUGUACAUGUACUGUGGGGAUACUUUUUGUUAUGUACAUGUACUGUGUGGGGAUACUUUUUGAGGUACAUGUGCUGUACGAAGUGUUCUUUACAGUACAACAACACUGUGUGAUGUCAUUUAGUGUACUGCAAAGGAAUGCUAUUUUGGGAUUUCAUGCAGUGUGUGGAAAUGCCUUGAGAGGUACAAAACCUGUACUAGGUGUUAUUGACAGUGCAAGCAAACAGUGUGAUACCAUUUACUGUACAUGUGUAUGGUAUUGGUGUACCCUACAAGGUACACACUGAUUUUCACUCUCCGAUGUUAACUGUAUAGGGUUAUUAUAGCUUAAGAUGAUGAAAUCAUUUUUGUUGCAUGUUAUAAGAAAUUAACAUGUGUGAUUUUUCUGUGGCUUUUCUGUGUUUUAUCUGGUUAUUUUGUUGAUCUUUUGGCCUCUGUUUUCUGAGGGUUAGCAGUUAUGUCUAAGCCAGUGAUGUAUAUAAUUAUGUAGUUAUUCACACAUUUUAUUUACUGUCUCAACCUGUUUUUAUCUUACUGUUUUCAAAAAAGAUUCCUCAAUAUUUAUUCUUCUGUGUCUCCUAAUUUUGCGUGCUCUCUAGUACCUUAAGUCUUCCACAACUGUUUCCUCCUUAUUUCUUGUGGGGAUGGCCAGUCAGGAUGGAGCAUGAACCCACCAAAUCCCCUCCAGCAGGAUAAGUAUGUACUAAGCAGCACCUUAACUUGGGCUGCACAGGAACAGACAACUGAUCAGUCCUCUCGUAAUAUCAAAUGCUUUCCUUGUACUUGUUCUUAAUUUUCCUUUUUUGCCAUCAAUGGUUGAAAAUUUUCAUGUUUUAAAUGAUCAAGUGAUCAAAAUGAUUUUAUUAAACAGAUUAUUAUUCAUUGUACGUAUUCUGGAUUAACUUUCGAUUGAACAUCAUGUUCUUGGUGAAUUUUUCCCAAUGUUAAUCAUGUUGCUAUUGUGUCUUCCCCGGGCUUCAGAAUGUUUCAAGCUUUUUCCCCAGCCUUUACAUUGCUAGUGUAUCUUCCCCAUCCUUUAUGAUGUUGCUAGUGUAUCUUCUCCACCCUUCUCAUCAAGUUGCUAGUGUAUCUUUUCCACCCUUCAUUGUGUUGCCAGUUUGUUGCUAGUGUAUUUUCCCCAGCUGUCAUCACAUUGCUAGAUUAUCUUCCGUAGCAUUCAUCAUGUUGCCAGUUUGUUGCUAGUGUAUCUCUCCCAGCCUUUAUCAUGUUGCUAGUGUAUCUUCCCCUGCAUCAUCACAUUGUUAGUGUAUCUUCCUCAGCCUUCAUCACAUUGCUAGUGUAUCUCCUCAGUCUUCAUUGCAUUGCUAGUGUAUCUCCCUCAGCCUUCAUCACAUUGCUAGUGUAUCUCCCUCAGCCUUCAUCGCAUUGCUAGUGUAUCUUCCCCUGCCAUCAUCACAUUGCUAGUGUAUCUUCCUCAGCCUUCAUCACAUUGCUAGUGUAUCUCCCUCAGCCUUCAUCACAUUGCUAGUGUAUCUUCCCCAGCCUUUAUCAUGUUGCUAGUGUAUCUUCCCCAGCCUCCAUCACAUUGCUAGUGUAUCUUCCUCAGACUUUAUCAUGUUGCUAGUGUGUCUUCCCCAGCCUUUAUCAUUUUGCUAGUGUAUCUUCCUCUAGUCUCUGUACAUCAUAUCUCCAUGUGUAUUGCGCUGUAAAUGAGGUUUUCAAUGUAUCUUUCCCAGUGUUCAGUGUUUCUCAGUGUGGUGAGGACAGCACUGAUUUAUUGUACCACUCUGAGACUUGUAUGUACAUAGAACACAAUAAAGCUGUCGUUUUGAGCAGUGAUGCUCUGUGGACAUUGAGAGGAGUGCAGGUUAUUGUAUCCUAACUUGUUAUUUGUAAGUCUAACCUGGAUGAUGUGUCCAACUCUGAUGUUGAAUGACUCACAACCUCCACUCUGUAUGAUGUGGUUUAUGUAAAUGUGAUUAUAUUGUUUCAUAAUAUGAAUCUUUUUGAUAAAUUCUGAUGGGAUGUCAGGUGGAAAGCCUUAGUUUGUCCUAAGUAGCAUAAGGACAAGCGACAGAGGUCGGUCUGACGAUUCACUGGUCAUAAAGGUCAAGAUACCAGUAAACUUGGUGGGUCUUGAGGCUAUGGUCAGUUGUAAUAUGUGCUAAGCUGUAAACUACAUUUUGUACACUAGUGCCUGUAGCCCGUACAGUUCCUGCUCUGUUCAAGCCAUAGCCAGAUUUGGACUUCCCUUAUAUACAUGUAGUAUGGUAAAUAUUGUUGUCAACUGCGCCUGUUCUCUUCUAGCACUGUCAUUGCACUAGCUGCCAGAUGUAACGCCUCCCAUGUGUAUAUUUAUCAUGGUUUGGAUCAGUUGCAAUCAUGCUCUCUCUAAAUUCAAAUAAGAUUUGUCAGUACAAAUAAAAUAUCAGCUUUUU